Penicillium egyptiacum is the source of this 1479-nucleotide messenger RNA. Lineage: Eukaryota; Fungi; Ascomycota; Eurotiomycetes; Eurotiales; Aspergillaceae. The record is from the annotation of a GenBank genome assembly.
AUGCUCAUUUUCAGAUCUUUCCUGAUAUCACUGGGCAUUGCGAGGGUAUAUGCAGCCACAGCAACCACAUCAGCACAAUCGUCAUCUGUAACUGGUUGCCAUACUCACGGCUCAGACAUUUACUGUAUCGAUGGAAAUGGCAAGGAAGUUCUAGUUUCGGCCACAUCUACCCCUACAACCGGAGUACCAGCACAAUACACUGGCUGUCACUCUCACGGAAGCGAGUCAUAUUGCAUGGAUGCAGAUGGAAACGAUGUCCUGAUUCAAGCAGAAGGAACGGAAACCGAGACUGCCACAGACAGUCACAGUGAACAUGCCCACGAGGAAUCCUCCGGCGAAACCAAGCAGAACUGCCACUUCCAUGCUGGCGUCGAACACUGCGUGGGUGAAGGUGAGUCGGAGGGAGCUAGCAGUUCCGAGGAAUCCUCCGGACAGAACUGCCAUUUCCAUGCUGGCGUCGAACACUGUGUGGGUGCAGGUGAAUCAGAGGGAGGCAGCAGUUCAAGGUCAUCGUGUAGUAUCCGAGCGAGAGACUACGACAUCCCUCUGAGAAUUGGCACGUUGUUUGUCGUCCUUGUCACUAGUUCAAUUGGUGUCUUUGCCCCUCUUCUCCUGAUGAAGCUUCCAUCUGCCUCUAUCAAUGGAGUGGUCUCGACCGUCAUCAAGCAAUUCGGAACUGGUAUCAUCAUCGCCACGGCUUUCAUCCACCUAUACACACAUGCGAACCUCAUGUUCACCAAUGACUGUUUGGGAGAACUCGAGUACGAAGCGACUACCUCCGCGGUAGUCGUGGCGGGUAUAUUCAUUGCUUUCUUGCUAGAAUACAUUGGCCACAGGAUGGUCGUUUCUCGCAACAGCAAGAACAACUCCGCAGAAAACGUACCGUCCGAGUCCGAGUCUCAGCAAACACAGCCGAAGGAGAACGGCCACUCUCCGGAGCAGCAACAUACUACAUUGGCUGGUCUUGGCCACAGUCACGGUGUUGUCGGACCCAACAGCAAAUUUUCGGUCAUGGUCAUGGAAGCUGGUAUCCUGUUCCACAGUAUCUUGAUUGGCCUCACCCUUGUUGUCGCCGGCGACUCAUUUUACAAGACGCUUCUGGUAGUGAUUGUGUUCCAUCAAUUCUUUGAAGGGUUGGCACUCGGUGCUCGUAUCGCAACCCUACCGGGAGCUAUUUUCCCUUCCAAAGCGUCUAUGGGAAUAGCGUUUGCCUUGAUCACACCUAUUGGCAUGGCUAUUGGGCUUGGUGUUCUUCACACCUUCAAUGGUAACUCGAGGGGCACUUUGAUUGCACUAGGAACAUUGGAUGCGCUAUCUGCCGGUAUCCUGGUGUGGGUUGGUGUGGUUGAUAUGUGGGCGCGUGACUGGGUCAUUGAUGGUGGUGAAAUGGUGCAUGCGAAAUUAGGAAAAGUUUUCACCGGUGGUAUUUCCUUCGUCAGUGGGCUGGUGUUGAUGGGACUGCUCGGAAAAUGGGCUUGA